Molecule: messenger RNA, 4999 nt
Organism: Linum trigynum
Lineage: Eukaryota; Viridiplantae; Streptophyta; Magnoliopsida; Malpighiales; Linaceae
Source: the annotation of a GenBank genome assembly
CUACCUUAGUUUUCGAUUUUACUUAAAAUCCCGAUUUUGACUGCAUGUCACUCCUGAACGGAACACCCUUAGAAAAAGGUAAGAAUCGUUCACAAAGAACAAGUGGGAAACUAACGUGCUCUUGAGCUAACACGAAUACCGGCCAGGUGUCCCUCUGCAACACCCCGAUUGAAUAGUGCCACAAACCCUUCCGUACAAAGCAGAAACAAUAGCAGGGACAAAUGAUCGCCUUGACGCAAGCCUUGAGAUGAACGAAAGUAGGGAUGGCAGUGAAACCCGUACCCGCGGGUACCCGACCCGACCCAACCCGGUCAAACCGGGUAAAAUCCGUGUUGACCGGGUUCGGGUCGGGUUCGGGUUUAAACCCGGUGGCUGCUUGGGCGGGUUGGGGCGGGUUCGGGUUUGGGGAACCCGACCCGUGGAUACCCGGACACGCAAGUGACAAAACCUAAAUCCCUAAUCGACCAAGACCAUACUCGGCCGCCCCUCUCCUUUCUCCCAAAGACUGCUGCCGCCCCUCUCCUUUCGCAAAUCGCGAUCUCCAGUCAUCCCUACCAGAGUCCAGUCUCCAGUCCGGCACGGCGAACUCUCCUACGCGGCCGCCGCGCCUACGACUCCACUACCGAUUCCGUCCCGGCGAACUCUCCUUUCUCCUCUGCUACGCGGCCGCGCCUCCGACUCCUCUCCCGAUUUCAGACUUCAGUCACGACGCCCUCUCCCUGCUCCUCGGCGCGCGCCUCCGACUCCACCCCCGCCGCCCUCUCCUUGGUCUUCUGCUCCGCGAGAGCACUUCUGCAAAGGUAAGCAGAAUUUAUUGCUCUUUGUGCUUCUUCUACAGCAGUAUCGAAACCGAAAGUUUUAUCCAUCAAUAAAAUGUCAUUAUCUAUGGUCUUUGGUACCCCAACUACAGCUACCUGCAGCUUUCUUUUACGGCACUGAAAACAGGAAUUUAGAAGUUAUAAAUUAUAAUACUUUGGAGCUUGUACCAGGAAGAAAGUAAGAAAUACCGAAAUGCCAUGCUAUCAAUUUUAGUAACAGGCACCUAUUAAGAUUACUUCAAUGUUCUGAUCUGCGUGGGAAUAAUACGCUGGAGCUUGUAAAAUGAAGAAAGCUAGAAGUACCAAAUUGCAGUUCUAAGAUGACCACUUCUAAUAUCAGACACCUAUUACAAUUACUUCAAUGUUCUGAGUUUAAGUCUGCCUGAGAAUAUAAUGUCAUAGGAAAAUCAGAACCAAUACAUAUAGUUCAGAUGGACUAGUUUACAUCUUAAAUUCAAUUACAUUUUCUAGCAAUUCUGGAAAAAGUCUGUUCCCGGUACUUAGACUAGAUAUCUAUUGGCCAACCUUUUAUGCUCGAUCCCAGGUACCAUUAUGGCAUAACAGUUCCUCAAGAGUAUCCUUCUAUAAGAGGAUUCAGAAAGGAGAAGCUAGGUUGAACUAGCUCGUAAGCCAUAUAACCAGCACUCAACUAAAACAGACAAAAAGAUAUAGUAGUGCAGGAAAUCAAUAAGAUGUAAGCUUAUAAACCUCUUCGUGUAUGGCGUUCGCCCCAGCAUGUGUACCAUUCCCACCUAGUACAAAAAUCAUGUUGAUUCCCUUUUCCUAAUAGCAUCAAGGCAAAGAAUGUAGAAUAAGGCCACGCUCAACCUUUAAAGUUAGUAUUCAGAUCAAUACAAAGCGGGUGAGAUUUAUGCUUGAGAUUUUGAUAGUUUCUAGUUAAUUAUUAUUUUAUAAAUAUUUACCAAAAAAACCCGCGGAUACCCAGCGGGUUGGGUUGGGUUUGAGUUUUUCAAACCCAGCGGGUUUUACCCCGGGUUUUUUUGACGGACAAACCCAUGGGUUUGGGUUCGGGUUUGGCAAAACCCGCCCCAACCUGACCCAUUGCCAUCCCUAAACGAAAGUACCUCGAUGGGUUUCCAUUCAUCAUCAGCGAGAAUGAUGAAGAAGAAAGGCAUUCCCUCACCCUGCUUGAUAAGGUUUUUAAAUUAUUUGAUAAAUUGAUGAUUCGUAAUCCUUGACUUAUAUUAUGGACAUCAAAAUUAUCAUCUUUGUCAAACUUCAUAAAUUGAUAAACUAGAACUAAAUAAAUAUGCAUAUAAUUAUCAUUAAUAAGACUAGAACGUCCAACUUAUGACACCCAAAUUUUUUACCAUUUAAACUACAUAGCUAGUAUAAUAAAUUAUAUUUGAUAAUAUUAAUCACAACAAGAUUAAUACUCAUGUCAUUAAAGGAUUUUAACGCCUAACCUUUAACCUCUAACCUCGAUUUUUUUAAUUUAUCCAUCCGCUUUGUAACUUUUACAUAAAUUAGACUAGGGAAAUUAUCAUUGAUAUAUUGUGUGUUAUAUUUUGUGUCCAUAACAAAAAGUCAUUAACAACUCAAAAAUAAUUUUGUUUAUUUUUCACUUCAUAACAUGUUCUAUAAUCAUACAGAAAAAUUUGAACACAAUCAUAAAACAAAAAACAAAAAGUUAAAAUCAUAAAUUCAAUUAAUUAUCCUGAUUUGGUACAAUUGGACACAUUUUUACCUCAUAUUCUUUAGAUGUUUGUGGCAUUUUCACUCCGUGAGGUUCGAUUUUAUGCUAGUUUGUGCUUGUUUCUAGUAUGUUUUAGAUCCUAGCAGGUGGAAUCGACCUCGGGAACGAAAUUUGGACGAAAAGGGGCGAAAACGAAUUAAAGGGAGCAAACAACCGAGGAUCAUGGUGGAAGCCAAAAGUUUACGGUCAUGCCGACUAUGAUAAAGUGGUCGGGAUCUAAAUCAUGGUAGUCCUAGAGAGUCAAGUUUUUGACGCCGUUUCCGGGGAACUUCGGUCCAUUAUUCUGAAAAUAUCGUUCGGUGUUAAUCAAUCGUUUACUUUUUGCUUUAUUGAUUGUAAAUCUUGCUUGUGUUAGCUUGAGUUGUUUUUCUUUGACUUGUGUGUAGGAGGGUAUAUGACCUGGAGAAAUCCGAGUCCCUUAGUGCCACUUGACGAGACUAUCAACCGCACUCUUCGACUCUUGGCUCGUGAGUGGGAGUUGGUGGAAGCAAGAAGAAAGAUUGAGGAGAGGGAACAACCACAAUUUGAUCCCGAAGUUGAAGUUGAGGAAGAAGUUGAAUUGGAAGAAGAGGAAGGAAGUGAAGCCGAGAUGGUGGAGAAUCAAAACGCCCAAGAGAGGAAUGAGGAAACGAGGACCAUGGGCUACUAUAUGGCUCCACGGGCGGCGGAUAUUCAACCAACCAUUAUGCAUCCACCCAUGGCAGCCAACAAUUUCGAGAUCAAGCUCAGCCUCGUCACAGUGAUUCAGAACAACAUCCAAUUCCAUGGGCUUAAGGAUGAGUCUCCAAGGGAGCAUAUCCAGUGAUUCAUUGAGAUUGCGGGAAGUUUGAAGAUCAACGGGGGUAUCUGAAGAGGCUUUGAGGUUGAGGAUUUUCCCCUAAUCUCUUGCGGGGAAAGCACUUAGGCGGCUCAACAAUAGACCACUUCUCUCGAUUAAAUCAUGGGACGACUUGCUUAACAAGUUCAUGGCCUGAUAUUGUCCACCUUCCAAGACGGCAAACUGGCACAAGAAGAUCACUUACUUCGCUCAAGAGGAGGACGAGACUUUGAGGGAUGGAUGGGAGAUGUAAUCUGACUUUUUCCUUCAAUGUCCACAUCACGGGUUUGGAGAGCAGUUUCGGAUGGAAACCUUCUACGACGGUCUUCUCCGAAAAGACAAGAUAAAAAAGUUUACGAGGAAGAAUAAUUUUGGUAUAUGGCAGAUCAAGAUGCAGGUGCUAUUGAAACGACAAGGACUAUGGUGGCCGCUAUCUGGUAAACAAAAGAUGACAUGGGUCAAUGAUGAAUAGUGGAAUACCUUGGAGUAGUACCGCGGGCUUGUGGUUGAAGUUGGAAAGUUUGCAUAUGAAUAGAAACCAUCACCCAACCUUGAUCUUAAAUAGUGGAUCAUAAGCAACUUACAAGCUCGACGAUAUCACGAGAGAAUCCAAACCACUACUGGGUUUUAAAUUUGUAAAUUGAGACACACUCAUGUCAAUCCUUACAAAGCCAGGUAUAAAUAUGCUAAGGAUGUAGUAAAUUGGGUCGGUCGUAUUCCAAGGGAACCUUUGGCUUACUAUUAUUUCGUUCCGAACUACUAUCUAAUCAACUCGUAAGGUUGGGAUUUGAACUAGCCUAACCUAACUACUUAAGCACAACUAACCAAGUGUUUGGGAGACUAGUAGUGAUGAGAUGGUUGUCUAGGGUUAUUCCCUCUAACUAUAGGUUGUUACAGACAUUAAUCUAAUGGUAUCUUGAGGUGCAGAGGUCACGAAGGUGGGGAUUAGCUCAAUGAUCAUGCAAUUGAUCCCUCUCUUAGCUAGGAUAGUUGGUCUAAUGUCAUCUCAACCGGGUUACCUAACUAGGGGUAGGAUCUACCUCCUCUAAACGGCUUAAAUCCGUCCACACACAAGUCUGGUGGAUCGAUGGUCACACACCUAAUCUACAAGCAUCAACUAGGUGAGAAUCUAACUAGAAGGGGAUGGUCACCUCUACCUCUAGCUACCCCUCUAGGUUAACAAAUCAAGGUAACAAGCAUUCACACACAUCUAACCCUAAUUAGAAGCAAUAAACACCCUAGUCAAACUAAAAUACACCAUAAACUCAUGUGUAAAGUAUUGAUAACUCCCACAUUAUCUAGGUUGCAACUAAGGAAAAUAGGAUAUAGACAAUCUCACACUAAUUGAUGGUUAAGCACUCUUGACAUUCCGACCCUUCCAUUCAAGAUUUCCUAGUGGAACACAAAGAGAUGCUCAAGAGGUUGGAAGAAAAGAAGAGAGAUCUUGAACAAAUUUGUUCUGUACUCAAUAAAGAUCGCCUCUUUGACAUCGUCAAUGAAGAGAAAGAGGAAUUGGUAGAAGAGGAAGGAGUCUUCAAGGUGGCCAUCAAGUGGACCUCAAAGAUCCAUCUAGUGAAGAAUUUGUUUGGAUGAACAUCAUAUCUUACGAUCAACAAUUAGAAAUGGAUAUAAAAGAGGACUUUGAUG